This is a messenger RNA of Penicillium alfredii, 2628 nucleotides long. RefSeq names its product exocyst subunit SEC10. The transcript has 2 exons. NCBI's taxonomy places the organism in Eukaryota, Fungi, Ascomycota, Eurotiomycetes, Eurotiales, Aspergillaceae. Gene Ontology annotation, biological process: Golgi to plasma membrane transport; exocytosis. Gene Ontology annotation, cellular component: cytoplasm; exocyst. The record is from RefSeq and is a predicted model, not a curated record. The coding region runs from base 1 to 2628 and encodes 875 amino acids.
AUGAUGCCGGAUAAUGCAUCCAUUGCGUCCAACCCCCGCUCUGUCUUCCCCAAAGGCCCCAGCUUCACCCUCGAGGACUUUUCUAGUCGGGACUUCAUCGUCAAGGAGUUCAUUGAGGCACUCUCCGACAGUGCCAUCUCUAACCGCCGCUCGACUGUCGGAGCCACCGGCGCGGCCAACCAACCCUUCGAUCCUAAACCCCUCAUCCGAACCUUUGAACAUGCCCAACGGCGCCUCGGCGAGCUCUCGGGGGAUCUAGAGCUCCGGGAGAAUGAACUAUCGGCUGCCGUACGACGCGCAGAGGCGCAGCAUUCACAGAACCUCACCACCCUUGGCCGCAAACUCCGACAGACGAUCGAGUCCUUCCAGCAGCUCGAUACAUCACUGAAUGGCGCCGGCCUCGAAAGCGCCGGCGGGACGGGGAAUAUGGCUGUGGAAACCGGAAAGAGACUAGAGGAGCUGGACCGGCAGCGACGGCGGGCCUUGGAUGCCCAUUUUUUACUCGAGUGCUGGGACGGAGUCAGCAAUCGAGGCGAGAUUUCGCUGCUGGAGAACUUGCGGCGGUCCGGCACAGGGGAAGCCAAGGUCCGGUCGGCACACAUUGCCCGACAACUGUUGCGCAUCAGCCAGCGCCUUGACCCCCAGAGCUGGCAGGAGACGGCUGCUCCGGCUAAUGGCACCCAUGGGGCCAACUCAUCGUCUGAAGAGCUGAACAGCGAGGGCAGUGCCCCGCGGCGGAACACACGGGAGAUCAUUGAGAAAUUCUCGGAGACCCUCGAAAAGGACCUUCUAAAGCAAUUUGAUGAAUUCUAUCGCAAGGCCAACUUUGAAGGCAUGCGGGAUUGCGCGACGGUUCUGCAAGAUUUCAAUGCCGGUGCCAGCGUAAUUGCGCUAUUCGUCAACCAGCACCAGUUCUUCAUCGACCGCAGUCAGCUGGUGAACGAGGAAGUCGGUGGUGACCCCGAAUCAUGGGAAAAAUUAGCCGAUCCCGACGCAGAGCUCCCGGGGGUCGAGCCCAGCCUCCAGUCGCUGCUCGAUGAGGUCAAGAUCGUGGUGCAGGAAGAGUCGGCCAUCAUCCGGCGGGCGUUUCCAUACUACGAGCAGGUCCUGGGGAAGUUCCUCCAGCGAGUCUUUCAACAAUCAAUCCAGCAGCGACUGGAACUGGUUCUGGAAAAGGCCAACGGGGUCUCCUCGUUGGCCUUUCUUCGAUGCCUCCAGAGCUCCCGCGGCUAUAUCAGUACCCUGAUUGACGACCUGAAGGCCCACGGGUUGACCGAGCACCCCGACCCUAUUUCGUCGCAGACGGCAUUGCUGCUCGACCAACAACUUGAGGAGUUGUUCGUUCCCUACUUUGUUGGGUCUUCUUACAUUGAACGCGAGCGGCGCACUCUCGAGGAAUUGUUUAAUGCACUCUUGUUCAAAUUUACUAGUUUUCAUGCUCGCCGCAAGAAGGCGGCCACCACUUUCAUGGCAUCGUUGGCCCGGCCCGGGACGGAGCUUCUGUCAACAGCCCGCGAUGCCUUCAUCAAUCGUCUGGACUCACCCGAGAUCUCGCCCAUCCAACGACGAAUGCUCCUUCAGGUGGCCAGGUUGGGCGAGUCGCCAGAGACCUUGCGGCAGAACGAAAUCAAGCUGGCCGACGAGGAUGGUCAGCCGAACCUGAGCGACGCCAAGCGCAUCCUUAAGUGGCUGGCCGAGGCAGUGGGCCGCGGGCUGGAACUCAGUGUCAACAGCGACACCCCCAAGGAUGUGUCGGCCCUGUUAACUCUGCUUCUGGCCACCAUGGGGGAUGGGUAUGUAGACGUUUGUCUCGAUGCUGCCCUGGAGGCGGCCUCGGCUCAGGAAACGGGCAAGGCAGAACCAGAUUUUGCAUAUCUCCCCGCGGUGCGGACGACCAUCAGCGUCACCACGUUGAUGGUGAUGUGCGUCCAUGCAGUACUUCUUCCCCUGGCGACGGUCAGUAUCACCAUCCGCCGGGACAUGGAGAAGCGGACUAGUCAAGCAACCGCCCGCAUCGAGGAAAAAAUCAAUUCGAUCGAGCAGAAGACCAUCGAUGCGACUCUGGCGUGGGUCGGGCGGCUGCUCUCGGGGCAGAAGAAGAACGACUUCCGACCCCGAGAGAGUGACAACGCGGCAUGGUUAGAGAUGCUGCAGACUCCGACAUGUGCGUCCAUCUGCACUUUCUUGGCCCGUCUGCACACUGUCGCGCGGACGUCGCUCCCAUCCAGCGGAGCCAACAUCCGACAGGUACUCACAGAGAUUGCGCUGGGAGCGCGAGGGCUAUUCCUGGAGCACUUCAAGCGCUUUGCCGUGAGUGGGCCCGGGGGGUUGAUGGUGACCAAGGACAUGACCCAGUAUGCGGACCUGCUCAAGUCCUGGGACAUCGAAGAGGAAGCCAAGGGGCCCGGCGGCGCGCUGGACGUGUUGCUGGAGGUAGGCAGUCUGUUUGUGAUUGGUGUCGAAGCCCUGCGCGAGCGGAUCCGCGGCGGAGCAGCCAGCGGCGCAACGUCGGGACGAGGCGCGGGAGCGAUGGAGGCCAAGCUCAGCGUGCAGGAGGUGCGCGCGUAUGUCUCACGACGCGAGGACUCGAAUACCGUGGCCAUGCAACAAGUGCUGAAUGCACUGUGA